Molecule: messenger RNA, 765 nt
Organism: Daucus carota subsp. sativus
Lineage: Eukaryota; Viridiplantae; Streptophyta; Magnoliopsida; Apiales; Apiaceae
Product: probable E3 ubiquitin ligase complex SCF subunit sconB
Exons: 3
Coding region: 90-569 (159 amino acids)
Biological process (GO): SCF-dependent proteasomal ubiquitin-dependent protein catabolic process
Cellular component (GO): SCF ubiquitin ligase complex
Molecular function (GO): protein binding
Source: RefSeq, a predicted model, not a curated record
UGAAUCAGUGCCAUAGGAAAGUAAACUGUCAAAUGUACUAGAAAGAUUGUGAAUCGCAGAGAGAGAGGGAGGGAGAGAUUGAGAGAGAGAUGGAGAGAUUGCCUGCUGAUAUUUGUCUGAAAAUCUUUUGUUUCUUGGAUCAUCAAAAUCUUGCUGCUGCUCACCAAGUAUGCAGGCGAUGGAAGCUCAUGGCAUCGGAAAAUAUUUUGUGGGCCAAUCUAUUUGAGGAACGAUGGGGAAUAGAUAGUGCCACAUUCUAUGCUCCCACAGAUUCCAAGUCAUGGAAAGAUGUGUAUAUAGUCCAAGAUCGUUGUGACCGAAUUGGAUUGGGAUUGAAGAUAAUAUCUGAAGGAGAUGAGUGUUAUCUUGUCCAUCAAGGUGAAAUACAAAGACAUUUAGGUUCAAGAAAACAGGAAAUGCUAUCAAACCAGAGUUCAAAUAGCGAGGUUGCAGCAGAACCAUCUUUAGCAGAUAGUGAGCCAAGUGUAGGUAUAUUAGAUAAAAUCCUUUUCUUCCUUGGAGACUUGGAAGCUGCUUCUGUACAGGCUAAACGAGCUCGUGUGAUUUAGGGUGUCAGUAAUUGGUUUGCGCAAAAUGUGUUUUUAUUCACUCUGUACAAAUAUAUGUCGUAGCAACAGUACUGUAAAGAUGUCUCCUUUGUCUCUGUGUUCAAAGCUCCUGUAGAUUUCAUUUCCUUAUUUUUUCCGAAUAAUUUUAAAACCAUUGUUCUCAAUGCUAAUUUAUAUACGGGAUCUCUUGUCUUUC